Messenger RNA from Sciurus carolinensis (gray squirrel), 4551 nucleotides. RefSeq names its product transmembrane protein 35B (gene Tmem35b). The record is from RefSeq and is a predicted model, not a curated record. The transcript is spliced from 3 exons. NCBI's taxonomy places the organism in Eukaryota, Metazoa, Chordata, Mammalia, Rodentia, Sciuridae. Bases 219 to 680 code for a protein of 153 amino acids.
CCGGCCGGGAGGCGGAGCUGCUGCCGGAAUCCGGCGCAGCGGGUGGCCCGGGAGCCCGCGGGCCCGGGUGUGCGCAUCCCCGACGGGGCGCCCGCGACGCUCGGGCCUGGCGGCGGGCGCGGGCAGGGAGGGCGCGGCGCGGCCUUCCGGCGGCAGCGGAGGCAGGAAGCGCGCCCGCGGGGUGGGCCGGCGGCCCCGGGGUCGGCAGCGGCGCGGCCAUGGCGCUCGUGCUCGCCGCGCUGCGCGUCCUGCUGGGCGGCUUCUUCGCGCUCACGGGGGCGGCCAAGCUCUCGCAGAUCUCGGCUCCGGUGUCGCGGCAGAUGAAAGCCCUGUUCGUGCAGUUUGCUGAGGUGUUCCCGUUGAAGCUGUUCGGCUACCAGCCAGAUCCCGUGAACUACCAAACAGCUGUGGGCUGGUUGGAACUCCUGGCUGGGUUGCUGUUGGUCGUGGGCCCACCGAUGCUACAAGAUAUCAGUAACUUGCUCUUGACCCUCCUCAUGAUGGUGGCUAUCUUCACUUUGGCAUCUCUGAAAGAGUCACUGAGCACCUACAUCCCAGCCAUCGUCUGCUUGACGCUCCUGCUGCUGCUGGACACCUGCCAGUUCUUAGCCCAAACUACGAAGGUGGUCAGACACUCUAGGAAGAAGACUCCAAGUGCCUUCAAGGAACCCUGGAAGUAGAGAGUCUCUUCAUACCAUGCAGCUGUCACAUGUCUUAUCACCUUGUUACCAAUAUGUUCAAGGUCUUCCAUUGUUGAAGGAGACAUCUUGUCUACCUAGCCCUGAUUACUCUCUGUGCCUAUACAGCUCUGUUUUGAGGAAUAUAUAUUGCACAUACUAACAUUCUUCAUGUCAGGUGAAAAUAGAAAAUAAGCAAAGAAAUUUAAAUUACCAAAACUCUAAUAUUCCAAAAUUACCACUUUUAAUGCCUUGGUAACUGUACCUCUUGUCUUUUUCUAUGCCUUUAUAUGGAUUUAUAUAUUUUUAAAAUGAAAACGAGACAAUAUAUCCUACUUUAUUACCUACUUUAUAAGCCUGAUAUUCUGUAACACCAUUCUAUGUCUCUUUUACCUCGUUAAUCUUGAUGGCUGCAUAGUAUUCCAUUGUAGGGGUGAAUUGUAUUUAGUUCACCUUCCAUGAGGAACAUUUAGGUUGUUCCCAAUUUUUUGUGAUUGUAAACCUCACAAUAAAUCAUCUUUGCAUACUUAUUUCCUUUCCCUAGAAGUGAAGGUGCUGGUUCAAAAGGCAUGCACAUUUUUGAGGUUUUAAAAUACACAUUUUAAAAUGAAUAGGUUGAAUAUUACAGAGUUUAAGUAUCUGUUUCUGCCUGUGCCCUUCUAAGCCACAUGAAGGAUUCCUUCCCACUCUUUUUUAUCUCUCACACUUCAGAUUUGCAGAGCUUACAAAAAUGGGCAUUGAACCAUUUUAUAGGACCUGAAAUCACUGGCCUCUGGUGGUGAGGUAUGGCACAGUCCAGGGUUUCUUGACUCCUAUGCAGAGCUGGGGGCAGCCAGGUCCCUGGAAUGCUGAAUGGUACAGCAGAACCCAAAGCCUAGAAGGAAUCCCAGGGAUCAGAAGGAAAUGUGAACAACAUGGUAGGGAACCUUCUAUUAUGGCACCAACCACUUCACCCUUUGGGAAGUACUGUGCCUCUCAUGAGGGAAAAUAGGAAAAAAUUUAUUUAUGCAAAUAUUCUAGCCAUCCUGGACUAAAUUGCUUUGAGGGUAGGGGCAAUAGUUUGGGGAGUCCAAGGAAGUGUAAGAAAUCUAUGUAUAUUACACCAUUUCAGGUUCAUAUUGGAAAAACAGUUCCUAUUCUGUCAUCGACUAGCAUGAACCUUAGGCAUGUUGACACUCUGGGUUGGAGAUCUUGUGUCCAAAAGCACAAGGAUGCAAUCUACCUGUAGCAAGGAUAAAUCAAUAAAUGGGUGAUCGUACAUAAGUACGUGUGGCGGUGUCAAACAGUAAGGAAAUUUUCUCCCACAUAAGAGGUCCACAGAUGACUUAGCUUUGGUUCCAAUGUUGGUUAAUUUUGCUGCUUAAUUAAGACAUAAAUGACCAAUAUUCUUUCAACUGUCUGUUCUGCUGCUUUCUGUUUAUUGGCUGCUGCCUUCAAGGUUGCAAAAUAGCUGCAGCAGCUACAGACAGCAUAUUUGCACAUUUCUAAAGGAGAAAAGAAAGAGAAAGGCUCUUUUCGAAGACCCUAGAUUUCCCUUCACAUCUCACUGGUCAGAAUUACACCACAUUUCCGUUCCUAAACCAAUCAUUGGCAAGGACGAUGGAAUUCCCAUAGUGGACUUACACUGAUUUUUUUACCCAUUCUGAUCAAUGAGGAAGUGGUGGGGAAUGACAGUGUUUGCCACUUCCUAGCUUGUUUAUAAAAUAUGAAAAAUAACUAUUUCAUAGUCUGGUAUAUAACAGCUCAGUAAAUGCUAUUAUUAAAUAUCGAUUUGUUUCACUGAUGAGAAUAUGGAUCAAAAAGUUUUAAGUGUUUAUGUGUCAGACCUGAGACUAGAACUAAGGCCUGACUGAUUCCAAAUCCUACACUCUGUUGCACCAGCUGUCAAAGCUAAAGAUAGGCUGGCCUGAUACCUGAGAUGACCUGUCCAAUGUGAUCAAAUCUGCCCUGCUUUCUAGAAUCGCCCCUCUGUAUAAAAAUUUUGAAACCCAUAAAAGAAGAGCUUGGGAACCCCUGGGAUCCUGCCUUACUGCUUACCCCUUUCAGGAUGCUAUAGCCAACCUGUCUCCAGCCAGGACUAUAAGUAAAACCUUUUGCAGCUGGCAUUGGACUGAGGAUACCUGUUUACCAGGACUUGACCUGUAUGCUGUAUGCUGAUGAGUAGCCACUGGCUCCUCAAAGGGCUGGCCCAGCAACUGCAGGACAGGCAUGGUGCUAGAAAAAUGGGAUGGCCAUCUUGUGUGGAGGAGCUGUUAGGAUUAGCAGCAGCAGGAAUCUUGAGGGCCUCCUCAAUAGCCCAAGGAGAAGCCAGGCCCCAGGAAAUGCAUACCCCAUAUUGCAGCCUGAGUCUAGGUCAGCUCAGCACCGUUAUGUUCACCUGCCUUGCCUUCUGAAUACCUUGCUAUGUCCCUCCCUGUACUGAAGGCCACUUAACCUGCAAUGACACACUCUCUUCCCUUGGGGCUAUAGCUGUACCCCACAAAUCCAUCUCCCAGCUGCCACAGGUGUGCCUCAGCCCCUCCCUGUUGGAUCCAUUCUUCAUGUCCUGUCCAGAGAUUAACAAGAAAGAUGUGGGACAUGUGGGUGGGAGGGGAUUCUUCACUGUCUCAACUCCUUAAAGUCAGGAUCCCAGGACCUCAGAGAAAGCGCCAACAACCAGAACAACCAGAGGUAAGAGGGAUAAUCCGAAGGGAUGACAGGGAGGAGCUGAGAGCUAGAGUUGAGGUGGACAGAACUGGGGGCGGCGUUUGGGUGGAGUACACUCCCUCAGGGUCCUGGAAAGGACCAGAGCCUGAGAGACUCAAAGGCAGAAAUCCAGAUGUUGGCAUUGGAGGGAUUGAGUUUGAGGACAUGAUAGGGGUGUCUAAGUGUCAAAAAGAGUAGUUUUUGUAAUGAGCAAUAAAAACGAACAUUGUAUGUACUCAUCCCCCUUGGAGAGGGCAGGAGUGUGAGCAGAUGUUUUUGUGGUGUUUGCUUGCUGUAGGUGUGCCUGUGAGGGUACACAUGUAUCUGUGUGCUGCCUGGAGGGAAGAGAGCACACGGUUAUGAUGUAUCUCCCCAGCGUCAGCCACAGGGCUCAGAGUUUUACUUUUGCAUUCUCAUAAUCCUCCCAGCAACCUUAUGAGGUAGGUUAGUUAGAUCUCCAUUUUACAGCAGGGAAGGCAGUCCCCGGGAGGCUGAGUAAUUCACUCAAGGUCACAUGGCAGAUAAAUGUAUGUAUCUAGAAGCAGCAAGCUUCCUGGGCCUGGGCUCUUUUUUCGCUUUGCUGUCCAAAGUUCUGAGUCUAACCCAGAACUUCUGGUCAAGCGGAGAGGUAGGAGGAAACAGGUUGGAAAGCUCAAGUUAUGAAACCUUUUCAGCCCUGCCAAGGGUGCUCUCAGCAAGACUUGGGACACCUCCCAGGAAGAGGACCUUCACCGAGGCAAGUUCACUCCAUGGUCACUGUGAAUAGGCGACAUGUCCUCUGUCCCUGCAUCACAAGACCAUCCCUCCAUCAUUGUCUUGCUCCCUUUGCCAUUGAUCUGAGUGUCCCAGAGAGGAGUUGGUUAUUUUUUUUUUUUUUUAUUGUUGUUGUUUGUUUUUCUGGGAAGGACUCAAUAUUCCAGCCUCAUUUCUCUGCAGCUCCCUAUUGCCUCAACCCUGCUUGGUUGGACUCACUUCACAUAGCUGUGCCCCCAGGAUUCUGACCCAUACUCUGUCUGUGAAGGGCACCUCUCCUCUCCCAUUCACCAAGGGCUUGAAAUUUUCAAGCCCUGUUGGGUCUCCUGUCUUUCCUCUUCCCACAGCGUGUCACUGGGAACUCUGGCUUCCAUGCUCUCCCCUCUCUCAUGGACUUCCUUGCCCCGACUGUUCCCUUCUAGCAAGAACUGAAGAA